Messenger RNA from Labrus mixtus (cuckoo wrasse), 5436 nucleotides. It is a transcript of the gene col1a2, whose product is annotated as collagen, type I, alpha 2. The transcript is spliced from 50 exons. Gene Ontology annotation, molecular function: extracellular matrix structural constituent. The record is from RefSeq and is a predicted model, not a curated record. Bases 135 to 4193 code for a protein of 1352 amino acids. NCBI's taxonomy places the organism in Eukaryota, Metazoa, Chordata, Actinopteri, Labriformes, Labridae.
AUUAUUCUAGCAUCACGGCAGCAGGUUUGUGCUCAGUUUGGAGUAACUCGUGUCACCACAACUGUAUGCCCGCUUGAAGGUGGUUUAAAAAACAGGGGCUUAGCAGCACAAGGAGUCUGCAUGUCUGUGUAGACAUGCUCAGCUUUGUGGAUACCCGGAUUCUGUUGCUGCUUGCAGUAACUUCAUACCUAGCAUCAUGUCAAUCUGGUCUCAGAGGAGACAAAGGACCUCGAGGUGACAGGGGUCCUCAGGGCCCAAAUGGAAGAGAUGGCAAACCUGGACUGCCUGGCCCCGCUGGCCCCCCUGGUCAACCUGGACUCGGAGGAAACUUUGCUGCUCAGUAUGAUGGUUCAAAAGCCCCUGAUCCCGGUCCUGGACCCAUGGGUAUAUCGGGUUCCAGAGGACCUUCUGGACCUCCUGGACCCCCUGGACCUCAGGGACACACCGGACACGCUGGUGAGCCUGGAGAGCCUGGACAGACUGGCCCCGUUGGUGCUCGUGGCCCCCCUGGCCCCUCUGGCAAAUCUGGAGACGAUGGUAACAAUGGCAGACCCGGUAAGCCCGGAGACAGAGGUGCCCCCGGCCCACAGGGUGCUCGUGGAUUCCCAGGAACCCCUGGACUUCCAGGAAUGAAGGGACACAGAGGUUACACUGGUCUGGAUGGACGCAAGGGAGAGCCUGGUGGUGCUGGAGCCAAGGGUGAGUCUGGUGCACAUGGAGCUUCUGGAAGUCCUGGACUUGCUGGAGCUCGUGGUCUGGCUGGAGAGAGAGGUCGUGCUGGCCCUGCUGGCCCCGCUGGUGCUCGUGGUUCUGAUGGAAAUGUUGGUCCCUCCGGCCCUGCUGGUCCCCUCGGUUCUGCUGGUCCUCCAGGUUUCCCUGGUGGCCCCGGCCCUAAGGGAGAGCUUGGACCUGCUGGAGCCUCUGGCCCAGCUGGACCUCAGGGAGCAAGAGGAGAGCCUGGUACCAAUGGCGCUGUUGGCCCAGUUGGUCCCGCUGGUAACCCUGGUGCUAACGGCCUGAAUGGAGCCAAGGGAGCUUCUGGUACUCCUGGUGUUGCUGGAGCUCCUGGCUUCCCCGGACCAAGAGGAGGACCCGGACCCCAGGGUCCUCAGGGUGCUGCUGGACAGAGAGGUCUCUCUGGAGAUCCUGGUCCUCAGGGUGUUAAGGGAGAUGGUGGACCCAAAGGAGAGCCAGGUAACACUGGACCUGCUGGAUCCCCCGGAUCUCAGGGUGAGGAGGGCAAGAGAGGACCCACUGGUGAGGCCGGUGCCACCGGACUUGCUGGCCUCCGUGGAGCUAGAGGUGCUCCUGGCAGCCGUGGUAUGCCCGGCUCUGAGGGAAGAACUGGCCCUGUUGGUAUGCCCGGUGGUCGCGGUGCCUCUGGCUCUUCUGGACCUCGUGGACCCCCUGGAGAUGCUGGUCGCGCUGGUGAGCCUGGCCCAGCUGGUCUCAGGGGUCUCCCAGGAAGCCCCGGAAGCUCUGGACCCCCCGGAAAGGAGGGACCUUCUGGUGCUGGUGGACAAGAUGGCCGCUCUGGACCUCCUGGCCCAACUGGACCUAGAGGCCAGGCCGGAAACAUUGGCUUCCCCGGACCCAAGGGACCUUCUGGUGAGGCUGGCAAGCCCGGAGACAAGGGAUCCAGUGGCCCCACUGGUCUGAGAGGACCUCCUGGACCUGAUGGAAACAAUGGUGCUACUGGCGGUUCUGGACCUGCUGGUGGUGCUGGAGAGAAGGGAGAGCAAGGACCUUCUGGAGCUCCUGGCUUCCAGGGUCUGCCCGGUCCCGCUGGAGGUGCUGGAGAGGCUGGCAAACCCGGAGACAGAGGUAUCCCAGGAGACCAGGGAGUUUCUGGACCUGCCGGUGCUAAGGGAGAGCGUGGAAACCCUGGCGCUGCUGGUGCUAGCGGACCUCAGGGAUCAAUGGGAACCCGUGGACCUGCUGGAGCCCCUGGAACUGAUGGUGGAAAGGGAGAGCCUGGUCCUGCUGGAGCUGCUGGAGGUCCUGGACAUCAGGGACCUGGUGGCAUGCCCGGUGAGCGUGGGGCCGCUGGUCCCCCUGGUGGCAAGGGAGAGAAGGGAGAGCCCGGACACAGAGGACCUGACGGAAAUUCUGGAAGAGAUGGUUCUCGUGGUAUGCCCGGACCUGCUGGACCUCCUGGACCCACUGGAGCUAAUGGUGAUAAGGGUGAGAGCGGUUCAUUCGGACCUGCCGGCCCUGCUGGAGCCCGCGGACCCUCUGGAGAGCGUGGAGAGGUUGGACCUGCUGGAUCUCCAGGAUUCGCUGGACCCCCUGGCGCUGACGGUCAGCCUGGAGUCAGAGGAGAGCGUGGACCUGGUGGAGGAAAGGGAGAUGCUGGACCUGGUGGACCCGCUGGACCUGCUGGACAGUCUGGACCUCCUGGUCCUUCUGGUGGUGCUGGACCUACUGGCGGUCGUGGAGACAACGGCCCAGCUGGUCUGACUGGUUUCCCUGGUGCUGCUGGCAGAGUUGGUGCUGCUGGUCCCGCUGGUAUUGUUGGACCCCCUGGAGCUGCUGGUCCCGCUGGUAAAGAUGGUCCUCGUGGUCUCCGUGGUGAUUCUGGUCCCUCUGGUCCUUCUGGAGAGCAGGGUAUGGUUGGACCCCCUGGUCAAUCUGGAGAGAAGGGAUCCUCUGGAGAGCCUGGACCUGCUGGUCCUCCUGGUGCUCCCGGAACCUCUGGUCCUCUUGGACUUCAGGGAUUCGUUGGUCUGCCUGGUGCUAGAGGAGAUCGUGGUUCUCCUGGUGGUGCUGGUUCUCUUGGUGAGGCUGGUAGAGUUGGACCUGCUGGUUCUGCUGGACCCCGUGGUCCCCCUGGAAACAUCGGCCUGCCUGGUAUGACCGGACCUCAGGGAGAGGCUGGACGCGAGGGUAACCCUGGUAACGAUGGACCUCCUGGCCGUCCUGGUAUUGCUGGAUUCAAGGGAGACCGUGGUGAGCCUGGGCCUUCUGGUUCUAUGGGAGUUUCUGGUUCCCCCGGACCCGCUGGACCCUCUGGAGCCGCUGGCAGACCUGGAAACCGUGGAGAGUCUGGCCCCGGAGGUCCCUCUGGACCUGUUGGCGCCGCUGGAGCUAGAGGAGCUGCUGGACCUGCUGGACCCCGUGGAGAGAAGGGAGGUGCUGGAGACAAGGGAGAGAGAGGCAUGAAGGGACUGCGCGGACAUCCUGGUCUCCAGGGAAUGCCUGGACCUUCUGGACCCUCUGGUGACACUGGACCUUCUGGAGCCAACGGACCUGCUGGACCCAGAGGACCUGCUGGACCCCACGGACCCCCUGGUAAGGACGGCAGAGCUGGUGGACAUGGAACCAUCGGAUCUCCUGGUGCUCGUGGACCCCCUGGAUACGUUGGACCCGCUGGUCCUGCUGGAUCUCCUGGUAUGCCCGGACCACCCGGCCCCUCUGGUGGCGGAUAUGAUGUCUCUGGUGGAUACGAUGAGUACAGAGCUGAUCAGCCCGCUCUGAGAGCCAAGGACUACGAGGUUGAUGCCACCAUCAAGUCUCUGAACACCCAGAUUGAGAACCUGCUCACCCCCGAGGGAUCCAGGAAGAACCCCGCCCGCACCUGCCGUGACAUCAAACUCAGCCACCCAGACUGGAGCAGCGGAUUCUACUGGAUCGACCCCAACCAGGGCUGCAACAAUGACGCCAUCAAGGUCUUCUGCGACUUCACCACCCGCGAGACCUGCGUCUUCGCCCACCCAGCCAGCAUUGCCCAGAAGAACUGGUACAGAAGCACAGAGAGCAAGAAGCACGUCUGGUUCGGAGAGACCAUCAAUGGCGGUACUGAGUUUACCUACAACGACGAGACCCUCAGCCCCCAGAGCAUGGCCACCCAGCUGGCCUUCAUGCGCCUGCUGUCCAACCAGGCCAGCCAGAACAUCACCUACCACUGCAAGAACAGUGUUGCCUACAUGGAUGGUGAGAGCGGCAACAUGAAGAAGGCUGUGGUGCUCCAGGGCUCCAACGAUGUGGAGUUGAGGGCCGAGGGCAACAGCCGCUUUACCUUCUCAGUGCUGGAGGAUGGUUGCACUACACACACCGGUGAGUGGAGCAAGACAGUGAUCGAGUACAGAACAAAUAAACCAUCUCGCCUGCCCAUCCUCGACAUUGCACCUUUGGACAUUGGUGGAGCUGAUCAGGAGUUUGGUUUGGACAUUGGCCCAGUCUGUUUCAAAUAAAUAGACUCAUGAUAAAUUAACACCGAAAAAGAGAGAAAGAACGAAAAAAAAACAAAAUCUCUGCCCUUCUUUCUGUGUUGUUUUUUUUAUACUGAAUGCUGAUUUCUCUCUGCGCAUCCACUUGCUUAAGAUGGGCAACUAUCUGAGAGGACUGAACGGACUGAACGGAGCGUUUGUGCAAUGCAAAUUAAUACAGCAACCCAAAGGGACGCGGGAAAACACCUUGUUGUGGGACAUCAUGUCAUCCUUUUGUAAAAAAUAAAAGAAGUGUAAUAAAAACGCUGAAAGUAUGCAUCACUUUUGUGGUCUUUGUAUAUCUUCCAAAGAGGAGGUUUAAAACCACAAUUUCCAUGAAAAAAAGGUUUAAACUACCUCAUGCCUGUACCUAAAGAAAAUACUAUUGACACAACCUUGGUCCACAACAGCGAUGUUCAGACUUCUAAGGCUUCAAGCUUUGUCCCAUAUCGGAAAGGUGCUCAGUUACUUGAAGCAGAGAUCAAUGGUGCUAAUAUGCAGCUGUGGAGCAAACCACUUUUUCACUGUAUUACUUUGUAUUGACCUUUGAGGAGUCUUGCUUUGGUCCCCUUAUACUCACCCACUUUAAGCAGGUGGAAUGUUCCUAAACCUGAUGUUUGGUUUUUGUUUGGUUUUAUUUUAUUUUGUUCUUUUUUUGUUUUGUCAAGAAGGUUUUUUCUUUGUUUUGGUUUUUUGUUCAGGCUUUUUUUUAACUCUUCAUCCCCCCCUACACUGAGUGUUCAUACUGACAGCACAUAUUUCAUCUAAUUCAGAAUGGUUUUUCCAGCGGCCUCUCUCUUUCUCUCUCAAAAAAUGACACCACAAAGUCUAUUGUACCUAUUUUGUAUAUGUGAGAUGUUUAAAUAAAUUGUGAAAAGUUCUGAAAUAAAGCAUGUCCAAUGUCCUAAAACACACCACUCAGUGACUUAAGUGCUUUUAUGAUUUAAUGACACAAUUGAAGCCGUAUUUUAGUUAUAGUUUGGUUGAUGAUCGACACAUAAUGACUGACUCAAACAUCUCUUGUGGAAGCACAGACAGAUCUUCAUUUACCACCACCCCUCCCCCUUUUUUCUUGCUUUUCAAAUUCUGUUUUUAAUUCCUGUUGACACUGUCGAUGCCAAUGUGUGAUUACUAACGUGCAUUGUUUCUUGUAAAUAUGCAUCCUCUGACGUUGCUUUUACUUUGCCUAAUACAGCUUUUGCAUCCAAAUAAAUUUCUGUGAUUUGGA